Messenger RNA from Oryza brachyantha (malo sina), 1398 nucleotides. Its product is annotated as peroxidase 41. Gene Ontology annotation, molecular function: heme binding; peroxidase activity. NCBI's taxonomy places the organism in Eukaryota, Viridiplantae, Streptophyta, Magnoliopsida, Poales, Poaceae. Bases 247 to 1227 code for a protein of 326 amino acids. The transcript has a single exon. The record is from RefSeq and is a predicted model, not a curated record. Gene Ontology annotation, biological process: response to oxidative stress; hydrogen peroxide catabolic process.
UCCCUCUCGCCGUGUUUACAAUCCACCGCGUAGUCGCGUUCGCGUACCACCUCCACCCCUUAAACCCCUGCAAUUAAUUCACUCUCCACUGCACUCCACUCCACUAAUCCCCCACCUCCCUCUCCUCCUCCUCCUCCUCUCUCUCCACCAGCUUUCCCUCCCCUCUCUCUCCUCCACCAAAUCGAGCCAAGAAUCGCCCGCCGCCGCCCGCCGUAGCCGCGACGUACGUCUAUCUCCGCCUCCCCAAUGGGCGCGCUUCUUCUCCGCUGCGUCCUCCUAGCCUUAGUAGUCGCCGCGCACGGCGCGGUGGCGGGGAGGCUGUCCCCGAACUACUACCGCCACAGCUGCCCGCGGGUGGAGCGGAUCGUGGCCGACGUCGUCGCCGCCAAGCAGCGCGCCAACCCGUCCACGGCGGCGGGCACGCUCCGCCUCUUCUUCCACGACUGCUUCGUCGGCGGCUGCGACGCGUCGGUCCUCGUCUCCCCGCUCUCCGCCGACCGGUCCCCGGAGCGCGCCGCGGAGAUCAACCUCUCCCUGCCUGGGGACUCCUUCGACGUGGUCGCCCGCGCCAAGGCCGCCCUCGAGGUCGCCUGCCCGGGCGCCGUCUCCUGCGCCGACAUCCUCGCGCUGGCCGCGCGCGACCUCGUGGGCAUCCUCGGCGGGCCGCGCUUCCCCGUCGCGCUGGGCCGCCGCGACGCCCGCCGCUCCGAUGCGCGCGACGUCGAGGGGAACCUCCCGCGCACCAACAUGUCCGCGCGCGCCAUGACGGUGCUGUUCGCGCGCAAGGGGUUCACGCCGCAGGAGCUCGUCGCGCUCGCCGGCGCGCACACCGUCGGCUUCUCCCACUGCGGCGAGUUCGCGCACAGGCUCUACAGCUUCAGGAGCGCCGACGGCUACGACCCGUCGCUGAACCCGUCGUUCGCGCGCGCGCUGCAGACCUCCUGCGCCAACUACAAGAAGGACCCGACCAUCUCCAUCUUCAACGACAUCAUGACCCCCGGCAAGUUCGACGAGGUCUACUUCAAGAACCUGCCCAGGGGGCUGGGCCUGCUCGCCUCCGACGCCGCGCUGUGGGAGUACCCGGUCACCAGGGUGUUCGUCCAGCGCUACGCCGACAACCGGACGGCCUUCUUCGAGGACUUCGCGAGGGCGAUGCAGAAGCUCGGCGCCGUCGGCGUCAAGACGGGCCGGCAGGGCGUCGUGAGGCGGCACUGCGAUGUCCUCUGAACUCGGAAUUUUGGUGGGGAGCAUUUCCCAACUCUCAUGUGUAAUGUGGUGCUGGUGCGGCUAAAAUUCGGCAAAUUUAGGAUCGGAUUCAGUGAGCUAUUGUGAACCUGUGAUGUGUUGUUCAUGUCUCUUUUGGGCUUUAGAUCAUACACACAGUUACAGAUGAGUACA